AUGGGGAGCCACCCCAUCUCUGGCCUCCAGAAAACCACAUCAGUCGGGUGCCGGCUGCCCUCCCCCAGGCCACCAGCCCUAGUCUCCCCCACCGCCCGGCGUGGCCCUGUAGCGGGCAGGAGAGCCGCGGGUGGCCUGGCCCCCCGGGCUGAGCCAGAGGCCCUGGCAGCGGACGGGGUGCAGCGGGACCAGCUGUGGAGGGAGCUCCUGGAGGCCGAGCAGCGGAGCCAGCAGCGCUGGGCCCAGAACUGGAGUUUCCUGAGCGACUACGACCCCAUGGGCAAUAAGAAGGAGCCCGUGAAGCUGCCGGAGCACGUGCCUCUCUGUUCCGACACUGUCCCCCAGUCCACGAACCGGACCGUGGGCAGCAGGCUGGACACGCCUCUGGGGAGAACCCUCAUCGGCCUGGACUUCCUCUUCGUGGAGGGCGUCUGGAAGAAGAAGCUGGAAGACGAGCUGCAGCCCGUCUAG
This is a messenger RNA of Phyllostomus hastatus (greater spear-nosed bat), 471 nucleotides long. It is a transcript of the gene CIMIP5, whose product is annotated as chromosome unknown C2orf50 homolog. Lineage: Eukaryota; Metazoa; Chordata; Mammalia; Chiroptera; Phyllostomidae. The transcript has 3 exons. Bases 1 to 471 code for a protein of 156 amino acids. The record is from RefSeq and is a predicted model, not a curated record.